UCCCAGUUCCGCAGAUUGGCCAAGCUGACAAGCGCUGCCAAGACCAGGCCGCACAAACUGCUGGGAGACGUGCCACUGCCUGCACUUUCGUUGUUGCAACCAUCCCUGUCAUCUCUUGUCCACGUUAACUGUCGUCGUCUUCUCUGCUGCCGUUCUGCAGCCUCAGCAGCAUUGACAACAACAGCUAAGUGACCGAUUCUGACUGGGACUUGGGUUUGGGAGUCAGGGAAGGCGCCAGGCGCGGACAGAACCCGGGAGCCCGCCAUCUCUCUCUAGCCAUCACUACUGCAAUCACCCCUCCCUGAAGGAGGAGAAAGCUCUAGUGAGAGGCACUCUCUGUCUCCGUUCCCAGUCGGCCAGCUCGAUUCUGACAAAAUCUGAAGAAGGGAGGACGGAUCAUAGUCUCUCAGAUCGAGAAAACUAUCUCCCAUUGGGCAGUGCCGCCUAUUUGUCAGCGUGUUAAGCCAAGAGCUGCUUUGCUUCGACCACCUAAGCCUUGAGCCAUGUCUCCUCCGACUGUGCCUCCUACUGGGGUAGAUGGUGUGUCCGCGUACCUGAUGAAGAAGAGACACACUCACAAGAAGCAGCGGCGUAAGCCCACUUUCCUCACUCAUAGGAACAUCGUGGGCUGCCGCAUUCAACACGGCUGGAAAGAAGGCAAUGAGCCAGUGGAGCAAUGGAAGGGGACUGUGCUCGAGCAGGUUUCCGUGAAGCCCACUCUGUAUAUAAUUAAAUAUGAUGGCAAAGACAGUGUGUACGGACUAGAACUGCACAGAGACAAGAGAGUUUUGGCGUUAGAAGUACUUCCUGAGAGAGUUCCUUCUCCUCGCAUUGAUACUCGCCUGGCAGAUUCCCUGGUUGGAAAAGCAGUGGGACAUGUGUUCGAAGGUGAGCAUGGUAAGAAAGAUGAGUGGAAGGGCAUGGUGUUGGCGCGAGCCCCCAUAAUGGACACCUGGUUUUACAUCACCUACGAGAAGGAUCCGGUCCUCUAUAUGUACACCUUGCUGGAUGACUACAAAGAUGGUGACCUGCGUAUCAUUCCAGAUUCCAACUACUAUUUCCCUACAGCAGAGCAGGAGCCUGGCGAGGUGCUCGACAGUCUUGUGGGCAAGCAAGUGGAACACGCCAAAGACGAUGGAUCCAAAAGAACUGGCAUUUUUAUCCAUCAGGUGGUGGCCAAACCAUCUGUCUACUUCAUAAAGUUUGAUGAUGAUAUUCACAUUUAUGUCUAUGGCUUGGUGAAAACCCCGUAAGUUAUCAUGCUCUUUGAAAAACUUAUGGAGCUAAUAGAGGUAAAAUAUUUUAUGUUCUCAAAAUUAUGUUUUUAGAACAAUUUUGAGGUCAAAAGUUCAGGACAGUGGGUAAAUCUUAUUGUGCCUCCAGUUGACCCACGUGUACGUUAGUACGUUUGUUGUUUGUUUUGUAAAUUGAAAAUGUACAUUGGUUGCUAAGAAAAAAGCUAAAAAGUGUUUAGAUCCACUGAGACAAUUCAAAAGUAGGUAAGCUGUGCAACAUGCCUUCUGCUCCCUCUUUUUAUUCUUCCAGAUAAUUAGUUUGAAAACUUGGCAUUUAUCUUAGGAUGUUUUCCCCACUCUCAAAUGCAAAGUUCAGUGUAGCGUCUUAACAAUUGACCAGCUGGUGAUGCACUUUCUGAUCAACUUUCACUCUCACACUUCUCAAACCGUGUACAGAGUACACACAGAUGUGCCAAAAAGCAUCCAUUCUGUUAUUUUUUACUCAGAUUGCAGUUUUUAUUGUAUUAAGGUGCUCUUAUUUCUAUAGAAAUGUUACGUAGGCAUACAUGCACACACACACACAGAGUUUUAAGAAAUAUUGCAAUGUUGGCAUUCACUGGUCUUUAAUGUUUGAAAAGCAGGCUGGUAAAAAGUUACAUGGUUUUCCUGAUUAUUUUGUUUGGUGUUUACCUGACUCAAUGAGAUUUAUUUUUCUACUUGGGAUAUUUCUCUUUUGUGAUUUGCUAAUUUCUAUCCUUUGUUCUUUUAUCUAUUCAAUUGGUAUUUUCCAUAUAAAGUUGUUGGAAUGUCUACAAUGAAAGUACAUUUAAUCAUUUGUAUUUCGUGUGUUAAUGAAUUUUA
Mesocricetus auratus (golden hamster) is the source of this 2096-nucleotide messenger RNA. It is a transcript of the gene Spin4, whose product is annotated as spindlin family member 4. The record is from RefSeq and is a predicted model, not a curated record. Gene Ontology annotation, biological process: gamete generation; regulation of DNA-templated transcription. NCBI's taxonomy places the organism in Eukaryota, Metazoa, Chordata, Mammalia, Rodentia, Cricetidae. Gene Ontology annotation, cellular component: nucleoplasm; cytosol. The coding region runs from base 504 to 1253 and encodes 249 amino acids. The transcript has a single exon.